AUGCUGACCAGGAAUGCAAUCCCAGUGGACACGACGCUUAUCGAGUUUAAGGAGUGGCUGCUCGAUCUUGUCCAACUCGGUCGGUUUGACAAUUUCAAUGAUAAAACCCUUGCGGAUCUCAUCGUUCGCUCCGCCGAGCUCUAUCGUAGCAUUCACCACAGACUUUCGGCCCCGGUGACAGAUGUCCGUCAAGCGCUCAAUCUGUUGUCGGCCAGUGUUCAAGACGCCGCUCUCCUCCCGAGUCAUUGCCAGGACUUCAGCUUUGUUGCAUCCAGUAAUCAGGAUCUGAACCUCUUACGAGCUAUUCGGCAAGUCGUCACCAAACUGCCAACCGCUGGCCGUCAUGCUCCCCAGCUGGCUAUUCCAGAUUACUUCGCGCGUAAUGGUCUUGCGCCAAGUCCCUUUGCUCUACUAGAGUCGAAAGGACAACAAUUUCCAUUCAAGCGUGGGAUAGGAAAUGCGGAUAGCUCCGAGGAUGACAACACAAUUUUCAAGAGGCAAAAGAGGUCCAAUGCAGAAGUCGGGCUCGUGGCUAAGCAUGGUUUUCAAUCAUCCCUUGAGAAGCAGACGAGGCUCAAUGCAGACGCUGGGAUCGAGGCGGAUCAUGACGGUCAUGCAUCUUCUGUGAGACAGAAGUGUUCCCAUGCGGAUGCAGGACCCGAGGCUGGUCACGAUUUCCCAAAUGGCGCGAGACAUGACAGCAAAGAUCUGAAUCAGUUACUCGAUGCCGUGCCAGCUACUUCACACCGUCCUGUCCAGAUCACCGAGACGGAUCGUCCUCUGCCAACCAUCACAAUUCAGCACAGCGUAGCACCGCAGGACAAUAGGACGCAGAUCCCUGUAUUAUCUCUGCAAGCUGCUAUACUUGACAACAUCAAGGUUGACCCUCGCUCGCUGUUCAUUGCAUGGCCAAAUCUGUACUGUGGAGGCAAGCAACCCUUUAACGCGCGUGAUAUCAUUGAUGGUCUACAGCAAGCCAGCCGUCCCUCCGGGAGUGGCUCUCGCCAUCUGCCGAUGCCGGUAGAGAUUCAAGAAAUCUUGUUCGGGUUCAAAUUGACCUGGCCAACACCGUUCGAGGUCAGCCUUGUGCGUGAUGUCCCGAUUGUGGUCGGAGGGGUUGAAAAUACAUUUCAGUCUUUCAGCUCAAGCAAAGUAAAUGCGACCUUGUCCCUCGCCCCGGGCCAUGGAACAGAACAGGGGGCCAUCGCCUUUCUUGCAGGGCUUUAUGGCGCCGGACAAUUCUCGCUUGGUCGUUGCCAAUUUCCUGGCAUGAAAAUCGACAGGUAUUGGGAAGGUUCCUCUGGUUUCACUUUAUUGCACAUCAAUCACAGCAUUCCAAGACCCCUGCCUCAAUUCCUAAAGAACAUUUGUGCCGCCCAGAUAUGCAGCAGCUUAGUCACCGGCCAGACAUCUGACAACGGGGCCAACUUCGUCGCAGUCUCGAACGAACAAAUUGUCAGAGAGUUCAAAGACUGGAUCACUCAUGUUGUUCAUCGGGGCGACUUUGAUCGAAUCGACGGUCGUACACUGAUCGAGAUCGUGACACGAUCGACUGAGCUGUAUAUCCACACAUAUGGCGCACCUCGGCCUGUUCAUUCUGUGCUCAAGUACCGAUCGGUCGAGGCUGCUAGAGAGGAGGAGUCGGCUCACGCGGAGCAAGACGAACACCAAGUGAAGAUUCAUAACAAGCGGAAGGCCACGGAUGGAAGCAAUCUUGCUAGCAUCAGUAAGGUUGAACUUGUUGAGGGAGCUCAUCCUCCCAAGAGGCAGAAGACCCUGAGCAAGGAUAAAACCACUAUCAAGAGGGAAAUUGUUGAAAGCGAUGCCACUGGCAUCAGCGAAAGCGGCAGCGGCAGCAGCAGUGAUGAUAUCGAUGACAGCAAUGUCGAAUGCGGAAUUGACGAUGCCGACGACAGAUCCGAUAAUGGAGAUGGCAAUCUAGAUGAUGAAGAGUCCUCCUCCGAUGAAGAUGGCGAUUCAGUUGACGAGGACAAUUCCUGCGACGAAGAUGAUGCAUCUAACGAAUCUUACCAGACAGUGCAGCUUGAUCUCCAAGUUGCUAUACCGCUGUGGAAGGUGAAACCCGGAGACGGAUGCAGUCUGCUCAUUCGCUUUCACGCUCCGCCCGGAAGCACCAAAGUAGUGGCGCGAUCCCUGAGGCCCAGUGAAGCUGAUAUCUUGCGUGCCAUAGAGCAAGACGAUCGCUUUCCGACCGACAAAAACGGUCAGCCAUUGCCUCCGCCACUCUCGGUUGAACAGCACAGGUCGGGUUUCUUGACUACCUGGGCCUCUCCUGCCACGAUCCAUUUUUCCGGCUUUGCUGAUGCCAUCAUCGAUGACGCCCGCGAUGUGUCUGAAUAUCUCGUACGAGAGGCGCUCGUCAAGGCGUAUGGUCGCAAGCAUUUUCUCCUGUGUCACAAAUUCCAUGGUAAUUUUGACACCAAGCAGUACUGGGUUCGCUUUCCCGACAACCGUCGACUACCCACUUACGUGUCAUUGGAUCUCGGCCUAGACGAAGCGGGGAACAGACGCUACAUGACCUUGAAAGCAUUCGACUGGGACGAGUGCGAUAUCUGUGGAGCGUUGACGGGACGGGGUUCGUUCUGCGAUUCUUGGAUGCAACCCGUCCUCCACGAGGAUUUAUGCUCCAAGUUCAGUGUUCGGCAGUUACGGCAAGAGGUCAAGAGAGCGCAGAGUCUGAAGUUGCGCGAAGGAAACCCGUCAUGA
Molecule: messenger RNA, 2727 nt
Organism: Dissoconium aciculare CBS 342.82
Lineage: Eukaryota; Fungi; Ascomycota; Dothideomycetes; Mycosphaerellales; Dissoconiaceae
Exons: 3
Coding region: 1-2727 (908 amino acids)
Source: RefSeq, a predicted model, not a curated record